CAUCAUUUUCUUUUGCAAUCAUUCAUUUCAUUCGCAUCGUUAGUAACCGCUCUACACAACCGAAGACAAAUGUCUGGCCGUGGCAAAGGAGGCAAAGUUAAGGGGAAGGCAAAGUCCCGCUCAAAUCGCGCCGGAUUGCAGUUCCCAGUCGGUCGUAUUCAUCGUCUGCUCAGGAAGGGUAACUAUGCAGAGCGCAUUGGUGCCGGUGCACCAGUGUAUUUGGCUGCCGCAAUAGAAUAUCUCGUUGCUGAAGUGCUUGAGUUGGGAGGAAACUUCGCCCGUGACAACAAGAAAGUAAGAAUCACUCCACGUCAUCUGAAGUUGGCCAUUAUCAACGAUGAGGAGUUGAACAAACUUCUGUCUACGGUGACCAUUGCCCAGGGUGGUGUACUACCUAACAUUCGGGUCGUGUAUUCGGAGAAGAAGCCCGAAAAGAAAGAAUAAGUCCUGGGAGCUAAUUCUAUUGUCCAACGUAAAAUGAUAAAACCGUCCUUUUCAGGACGACCAUAAGAUAUACAACGAAAGAGUUAUUUCAGAAAUCAGUUUUAUAAUACAGUCGGCAGUACCCUAGUAAGAUGAUGUUACCCAUUUUACGCCCAAUUUUCCAGCUAUUAAUUUAAUUAUAUACUAAAAACUCAACUGUGUAACAGAAAAAUUUUAGGGAAUAAGAGAAAAGAGAAUUGAAAUAUCAGAAAGAGCGAUUUCCAAGCUAUCUGUUAAGGGUGUUGAUGUGCGUGGGUGGAUGCAGAUAGGCCCAACAGAUGUAGAUUCAUGUUUGUUUACAAAAAGCAGAUAGGCCCUUUUCAAAAGUUAUACAAGAAUUGUGAUGUGCGUAAAGUGGGUGGUAGCGUCUUAACCCAUGAUGUUGGGGUCAAUGUGACCCAGACAGGCACGCUGAAUGUGCACUACGCCUUCAUGGUGCGGAAAUCCUAACAUCUUAGGAGGGUUACGUAUUACAGAUAGGACUACAUUCCGAAGACAAAAAUCGAUUUUAUCAUGUUUCAAAAUCAUUUAUUCAGUUAUUUAUUUAUUUCUCUAACAUAAGUAUGUUUUUUAUAAAUUGAUAUCUCAUAUUUAGUAAAACUAUUAGUUUAUGGAAAAUCGAACGAAAAAUUAGUUAUACAUUUAUCGAAUCAUGAAAAUUUGUACCUUACAGCCACUGUAUAGGAAUACACAGCAAGUUUAUUCAAUGUUUUUCUAUUAAUUUAACGCCACUUAUACCGGAGUUUUUUUUCGCAAUUGUUGAAAUUAAUUGCACAAUUUCCCAUAAACAAAAUAAAGAAUAAGGGAUUCACUUCAUCAGUAAUAAAAACCGGAUAUCCUAUCUGUGAUUGGCAAAUCGCGAGAUCACGCGUCACCGAUUUGGUGAUAUCACCAAAUAUCGCAGCUUUGGCCAAAUGGGACAAA
Molecule: messenger RNA, 1407 nt
Organism: Aedes albopictus (Asian tiger mosquito)
Lineage: Eukaryota; Metazoa; Arthropoda; Insecta; Diptera; Culicidae
Product: histone H2A-like
Exons: 1
Coding region: 70-444 (124 amino acids)
Biological process (GO): heterochromatin formation
Cellular component (GO): chromatin; nucleosome
Molecular function (GO): protein heterodimerization activity; DNA binding; structural constituent of chromatin
Source: RefSeq, a predicted model, not a curated record